Dichotomopilus funicola is the source of this 1257-nucleotide messenger RNA. RefSeq lists its product as uncharacterized. The record is from RefSeq and is a predicted model, not a curated record. The coding region runs from base 1 to 1257 and encodes 418 amino acids. The transcript is spliced from 3 exons. Lineage: Eukaryota; Fungi; Ascomycota; Sordariomycetes; Sordariales; Chaetomiaceae.
AUGGCAGACAAAUACCUCCUCCGCGUAACCGCCGGUCCCACCUACGACAUAUCCACCCACGUCGAAGUCCCCGUCAACUCCCCCGGCCCUUCAUCAUCAUCAUCGGCACCAGAGACGGGAUCAGUACGAAUAACAAGCAACUUAAUCGAAGCAGACCUGUGUGUGCGCAUAAACAAGUACCGGGGCUUACCGCGCGGGGCAUCGAGUAGUUCGGUCUAUUUUGAGACGGAACCGCAUAAGAGUAAUGGGGAUCAGUAUUCGAUUGCUGUGCGGUUUACGUUGUUGGAGCCGAAUACAGAGUUGGCUGCUCCUGGUGUAAAGGAGGGGGGUGGUGUAAAAGAGGGGGGCCUGGCUGGUGGGAAGGAGGCUGAAGACGGAGCUGAAGAUGGAGAAGCCAAAGCAGGUAAUGAAGAGGCAGAAGAGAAAAGAAAAGGCAUCCCCGGCCCCGACCUCCAAUGGGGCAACGACUUCGACCACCCGAUCCGCUCGCGUCUCCCCCCCGGCUUCAACACCGCCCUCAACAUCGUCAAAUGGUGGAUCGACCCCGGUCUCGACGGCAAUCCCUACGCCGACCACCCCUACCUCUACGGCCCCGCGCUCAGUUCCUUCAAUACCAUCCAUGUCGGCCCCGGGGAGGAUGACCCGGCCAGGGGGGGGCUGUGGUUUGAGGAGGGGGGGGAUGAGGAAGGGAUGGCGUGGAGGGAGAAGGUGGGUGCUCCGGGAGAGGGGAAGGCGAGGAUGAAGUGGGCGUUGAAGGAGGGGAGUAAGGAGGGGUGGACGUGGGAGUUUGGACGGGUGUAUGGGGUGGAUUUUUUUAAUCCGUAUGUGGACUUUGGGGAGUUGGCGUUGAGGUUGCCGGGGUUUAAUUUGCCGGUUAUCAAGUAUUGGGAUGGGCAGGGUUUGAGAACCCCCCCCAAACGCUCACACCAGCUCAGAUACGUCCUCCGCCACCGAACCACAGGCCAAGUCUACCUCGUCGUGCUCUUCACGCUGCACCUAGCCGAGGACAUCAACGAGGACGGGACGCUCAAGCCAGCCGCGCUGGAAGCUUUGGCGCAGUCGUCUGGCGGUCAGGGGAUGCUAGAGGGGGAAAAGGGGCUGCUACCUGUCAGACGGGGAGGGGAUGAGUCGGAGGUGGAUUUGGAGCCGGAUGAGGAGGAUUUUGAUGAGGAGCAGGCGUUGGGGGAGGCUAGGAGGAAGUUGUCUGGGAUGGAUGUUGCGGGGGGCGUUGAGACGAGGGAGGAUGAUGUGGAUUGA